Molecule: messenger RNA, 2654 nt
Organism: Zingiber officinale
Lineage: Eukaryota; Viridiplantae; Streptophyta; Magnoliopsida; Zingiberales; Zingiberaceae
Product: 3-ketoacyl-CoA synthase 11-like
Exons: 2
Coding region: 1145-2647 (500 amino acids)
Biological process (GO): fatty acid biosynthetic process
Cellular component (GO): membrane
Molecular function (GO): acyltransferase activity, transferring groups other than amino-acyl groups
Source: RefSeq, a predicted model, not a curated record
GUUGACCGGAUGUCUGACAAACUAGUAAGUUAAGGUAAAUCACUGGAGGAGAGUGACCAAGUGAGGACGCAUCUCGGUUGAAGCAAUUUAGGUCCAUUUGGGAUCCCUAAGCUGAGACCUUGAUUAGUUCCUGAUUCUGGGAGGACAAAAACUAAUUAAUAAUACCUUUUAUUAUUAUUAAAUUGUCAUAAUACUUAUUUUACAGGAUAUUUUGAUCCAACAUUGUUUUACAAGGUAAAAGGAAGAAAAUUGCUUUAGGAUGAAAAGUGUUAAGGCGCCUUCGUAGUGUUUAUAAAAGGCGCUUUCCGUAGGAUAAAUGUUAGUCGAAGUCAUGGAUAAGCACCGGAUUGAUCGGGAUUGAUCUUGCCUCAUUGGAGGCGCCUUCCAUGCCUUUUAUAAGGCUAUCUCGAGGAGGCAUUGACACACAAUGACUAAACGAGCUACUACGCGUUCUUUUGAGAUUCUAACUGCUCCGAGCUCAUGCUACGACUUUGCUCCGAAUCUGCUGUGCCUGACAACUGCUCCGAGGAGUUUCGAGUGCAGCCGACAGAUCGACAUCGACAGGAGCAUUUCAAUAUCAAUCUCUAAGUGUCGGUAAAAUUUUAUUUUGCGUAUUUAUUUACUGCAAAAAGACAAGUGCAAAGUGUUGCACUUGUUCUGAACUUCUUUGUAUUCGAUUCCUUCUUUCGGAGGUAUCGAAAAAGGUUUUUAGUGGAUUACCUGAUUAUAGGUCUGUGAGAUUGAGUCUUGGAAUAGGAGUCACCGAAGGUUUCGAAUCAAAUAAAAUUAUUUAUGUUUUUUUGUGCCGCAUCUUUUUAAUUUUGACUGUGCAUACUCGUAUUUUAAAAAUAUUAAAAUAAUUUUUUAAAAUCAUACGAUUGAUCUCUCCCACGUGUUACUCUCGACCCAAUAAAAUCCACGUGCUGUAUAUAAUAAAUAAGAACCUAAUUGUCGACCCGUUCCAUCGUUGACUAUCUAGGGCAACCCUGUUGGUGCUUGAUUUUAUUUUUUUUAUACGGUCCGGCUCACAUGACAGGACAUGACAUGACGUGAUAAAUUCUCGUUGCGGACGCGUCUAUAAAUUCUCCAUCGUCGCUGCCAAUCAGAAUUAACUUAGAUAACGCUGUAAUUUAGCUUAGGCAACAUGGUUAAAGAAACAGAGCACUUCGCGAAGCUCGCCGUCGACUACCUCUUUGCCCGUGGCGUCUACAUCCUCCUCUCCAUCUUCCUCGCCUUCUUCCUUAUCCAGGCGCCAGCGUCCGUCUCGUUGGAUGAUUUCCGCCGCCGGCUCGACUCGACCGCCGCCGUGCUCGGCGGAUGCCUUCUCCUCUGCCUCCUCAUCAUCUACCUCCUCGUGCGGCCGCGGCCCGUGUAUCUGAUGGAGAUCGCGUGCUACAAACCGAAGAAGUCGACCCAGGCGUUCAUAUCGAUGUCGGACUUCGCCGGCGUGUUCUCGCCGGAGAGUCUGGAUUUCCAGCGCAGGAUCUUGGGGCGCGCCGGCCUCGGCCACGAGACGUACCUGCCGGAGACGGUGGUGCGCGCGCCGUCGUACAACCAUCCGGUGGAGGCGCGGAAGGAGGCCAGCGCGGUGAUGUUCGAGCCGGUGGAGGCGCUGCUGAAGAAGACGGGGCUGCGGCCGGAGGACGUCGACAUUUUGAUCGUCAACUGCGGCCUGUUCAACCCGGCGCCCUCGCUGUCGGCGAUGGUGGCGAACCGGUUCAAGCUCCGGCACGACGUGAUCACGUUCAACCUUGGCGGGAUGGGGUGCAGCGCGAGUCCGAUUGCGAUAGCGCUCGCUAGGGAUCUUCUCCAGCUCAACCGGAAUUCGUAUGCCAUCGUCAUCAGCAUUGAGAAUACUGCCAUGGGCGGCAGGUACGACGGCAACGACCGGUCGAUGCUGGUGUCCAACUGCUUGUUCAGGGUGGGCGGCUCCGCCGUGCUGCUGACCAACAAGCGCAGCGAGCGGCGGCGAUCCAAGUACCAGCUUAUGCACGUGGUGCGCACGCACACGGGCGCCGAUGACCAGAGCUUCAUGGCGGCCGCUCAGGUGGUGGACGCCGACGGCAAGCUGGGCGUCUCCCUCUCCAAGAACCUCAUGGCGGUGGCCGCCGACGCCCUCCGCAUCAACCUCACCACCCUCGGCCCCCUCAUCCUCCCCACCUCCGAGAAGCUCCUCUACGUCGCCAAGUGGCUGGCGGGGAGGGUGAUGAGUAACAAGGGCGGCGUGACGAAGGCAUACGUGCCGGACUUCACGCGGGCGGUGGAGCACGUGUGCAUCCACACGGGAGGCCGCGCCGUAGUGGAGGAGAUGGGGCGGUGCCUGCGGCUGACGGAGUGGCACCUGGAGCCGUCGCGGAUGACGCUGUACCGAUUCGGCAACACGUCGAGCAGCUCGGUGUGGUACGUGCUGGCGUACACGGAGGCGAAGGGGCGGGUUCGCAAGGGCGACCGCGUGUGGCAGAUCGCGCUGGGAGGCGGCUUCAAGUGCAACAGCGCCGUGUGGAGGGCGCUCCGGACCGUGGAGGCGGCGGCGGAGGACCCCAACCUCAACCCGUGGGCGGAUGAGAUCCGCAAGUUCCCUGUGCAAGUGGUCGCCACGCCCAACGCCGACACCAUGGGAAUUCGUCUUGUUAAAUUUGAUUAUUAAUGAAUGA